GACCUCAUCCACCACCCCGCUCACCAUGCGUCUCGCCUCUGCAGCUGCACGCCUCGCCGCUGCCGCAAUCGCGGCCGCUACCGCCGUCGCGGCCGCAGCGGCGCCGUACGAGCUGGCCGACGCCAAGCUCAGCAUCGCCACGCUCGACGGCGGCUCGGUGCGCCUCUCGCGCUCCUUCACUUCGACGUCUGCGCCCGAGCUUGGCGCCCAGACGCUCGCCGCUGACGAGUUGCUGCGCCUCGUGUUCAGCGUGCGCGACGUGCACGGCGAGCCCGCGACGCCGGCGCAGGCUUCGGUGCUGCUGCAUGACGCGCAAGGGCGUACGCAGAGCAUGCCUGUUGGCCUCAAGCGUGGUCGUGCCUCGUGGUCUCUCAGGCCUGAGCGACUCGCCAACCUGGACCAGCACGUCUCCCUCACACUUCUCCUCGCUUCCUCGGACGACACGUACGCGCCGCUGCGGCUCAGCCUCGCGACGGACCUGCAGCUCCCCACAGCACCUGCCGUGGCACUUUCGCAGCGUGAGCGCAACGAGGAGACGCAGUCCUUCCGCCCGCUGCCGCCGCGGCACCACACCUUUGGGCCGACCUCGACUGAGAGCAUGCCGCGGAAGACCGUGUCGCUCGCCUUUGCGGCCAUUGUGGUGGCAGUGCCGUGGCUUCUCUUGAUUGCGCUGUCUUCGCAGCUCCUGCCGUCGCUUAACAUGCGCUCGCCCGGCAUCUCGACGCUCGGGCUGCUCGGCUCACUGCUCUUCCUCGAGCUGCUGGCCGGCGUCUACUGGUGGCACCUGACGCUCUUCCAGCUGCUGCCCUGGCUGGCCGUCGGCGGCGCGUCGGCUGCCUUCUUCGGCCGCAGUGCGCUGGGCGAGAUGCGGGCCGCGCGGCUGGGCGUCAAGUGAACGGGCAAUGCAAUGCUUAGAGAUAGACCGGUG
Molecule: messenger RNA, 928 nt
Organism: Tilletiopsis washingtonensis
Lineage: Eukaryota; Fungi; Basidiomycota; Exobasidiomycetes; Entylomatales
Exons: 4
Coding region: 26-895 (289 amino acids)
Biological process (GO): protein N-linked glycosylation
Cellular component (GO): oligosaccharyltransferase complex; membrane
Source: RefSeq, a predicted model, not a curated record